This is a messenger RNA of Daldinia loculata, 363 nucleotides long. RefSeq lists its product as uncharacterized. Bases 1 to 363 code for a protein of 120 amino acids. NCBI's taxonomy places the organism in Eukaryota, Fungi, Ascomycota, Sordariomycetes, Xylariales, Hypoxylaceae. The transcript has a single exon. The record is from RefSeq and is a predicted model, not a curated record.
AUGGGAAUCGUUGCCGCCCUACUGGGGAACGGUGCUGACCCUAACUUUGUCGCUAAGGAUGAGAGCCCUAGUAUAUGGGUAUGGACCUUGACAUUUGCGUUGAAUGCUUAUCAAAAUGAAGCCGACAAGUUAGAUAUGUGGAUGAAUGUUCUUAGACUGAUGGUCACGAAUGGAGCUAGCACGAAGAAGAAUGUUAUCGAAAAGGCUUUGGACGCAGCUAUGAUCAGGACAUCUAAUCUCAAAACUUUGGGCAGAGACUUCGCCAGAAAAAGUAUUCAGGGCACACUGCAGUCAAUGAUGAAUCACAGCGGACCUCUUGAGGAAAGAUUCAGGUUCGACGGAAGAAUUUGGGGGAAUUCUUAA